Molecule: messenger RNA, 5661 nt
Organism: Uranotaenia lowii
Lineage: Eukaryota; Metazoa; Arthropoda; Insecta; Diptera; Culicidae
Product: leucine-rich repeats and immunoglobulin-like domains protein 3
Exons: 2
Coding region: 304-1713 (469 amino acids)
Molecular function (GO): protein binding
Source: RefSeq, a predicted model, not a curated record
CGACGGAUUAUCAGUAUAGGCAUAAAUUCGCAGCCGCUCGGUAGCAGAGCUCCAGUGGCUCAUCAAUCCAUUCAGCCCAUCGUUGAUCGGUGGGAGUUUUGAAGGAAAGUGGUGUUGUUGUUAUUGUUGGUUGGGACAGAGAGAGGGAGAAAGGGAAAGCUGGACGAACGUUUACCAUGAUCAGUGCCUGUAAUCAGAUGACCAAGGGUCAGAGCUCUAGUGAUCAAUAGUUGAAGCUUCUUGGUGCGUGGGAGUUGAUUGCAAUCGGUUGGCUUAUUUUUAAAUCAAAAGAACUUGUUGAAAAUGUGCACAAAAUUUGUCGUUAUUGGAUCGGUUCUGGCGAAUAUUGUGGUUUUGAGUUGUGCAGUAAACCACACUUGUACAAUGAGUCCGGAAGGAUUUUGUGUGUACCAAGGAAUACGGAUCAACAGUGUUGAAGAAGCCAACGGGGUGGAUUUGCUAGCGCCUACUUAUGACUUGACUAGGAUCAAGUUUCGUGAAUCAAGUAUGGUAGCUCUUCCGGUCGGAAUUUAUUCGACAUUUCCAAUGCUUCAGGAGUUGCGGGUUUGGUGGCAAGGUUUGCACGAUAUCUAUAUUCCAUCGACGCUGUUGCACCUCGACGCAGAAAGGAAUCGCAUCAGUACUAUCAGUUUCGACACAAAUACGGUGCCCUUGUUGAAGAAGCUUGAGCUGGGUCACAAUCGUAUGAAGGCGGUGGAAAAUGUGUCCUUUUUCGAGAACCUAGAAAUAUUAGAUCUGUCCCACAAUGAUUUGCGAACGAUUGAUCUAUCGCUGUUUCAACGCAUGAAACAUCUCAGAACGCUGGAUCUCUCCGUCAACAACAUGGGAAUAGUGAAGAACUCGAUGCAACAUAAGCUAGAAUCCCUAACAGUAUUAUAUUUGAAUGACAAUCGUCUAUCGUACCUGGACCUUAAUGUUUUAAGGCAGUUUCCAAAUCUGGAAACUUUGCACAUUUUUAACAACGGUCUCAUGUACAUGGAAUUUGAAAAUCUCCGCAGCAUGUUUCCCAGGAUCAACAUGCUCCACAUCUACGGCAACGAUUGGAACUGUGAAAAUCUCGCUGAAAUGAUCCUCUACUUUAAGAAAAUCAACAUUCAAGAGUACAAACUCUUCAACUCUCUCAAGUGCAAGGAGAGAGUAAUCGACGGCAUUUGCUGCACGGAGGGAAAAGCUCUCAGCAUCCUCAAAAAAUCAAAUCUCUACUUUUCCAGUUACGUAAACGAGUUGAAUCUUAAUUCCCAACACAUCAUGCAGGAAAUGAAACAAUCGAAACGGGAAAUCCAGAAGCUCAUAGAAUACGAAAAUAAAACUCAAGCAUCGCUGCAAGCCUUUAGCGCAGAUAUGAAUGCGAUCCGUAGUCGUAUAGAGAACAUUACGACUUUAGCCGCUGAAAAUUCAACCAACAACACCAAACAGAAAAAGCACGAAAAAAUCGACAAACUGGUGCAGGAAAUCUACAAAAUCAAGCAGGACCACCAGAGCCUAACUCAGGAGAAUCAAUCUUUCAAAAUGCAAAUCGAGAGCUACGAGAAGAUGAAGUUCGACAUGGAUUCCAUCCGGGAACGAUCCGAGGAAAUGAAAACUUUCAUCCAGGAGCUGAGGGAAGAAAACACUCACCUCAAGGAGGAGUUGCAUCAUCUGCUGGAACAGUUCAACGAGCUGAGGGGAGGAAAACGUAACGUCGGCGUAUGACAAAUGCUUCACUGUCACCAAUAGACUUGGGGGCAAAUUUUUCUGGGACUGAAAUUUGGCUUAAGGUUGAGUUAUAAACUCUUAUAUAGGUAUAGGUUAUUCCUGGAGGAGUUUGCAUCGGUACUGAUAGGAAAUUGUACGGAUCAUCGGAAUUCAAUUGGAGCCAGAAGAGUGAAGUUUUCGUUAGGGUGUAUAUGAUUGAAACAUUUUUUUGAAAUUCAAACCACCUCGGGUAACUACAAGUUUGAUGAUUUAUUUUAGUGAAAAAUUAUUUACUGAGCUUCCACAGUUUGUUCGGUAAGAAUAAGCGGAUGUUCGAAAAAAGUAUUCAGCUAUUAGGCGGAAAUUACCUGCUGUUCGGUAGAAAUUACCGAGCAUUCGGUUAAAAUUACCGAACUCUCGGUAAUUAAAAACGCCAAAGUGAUAAUCUUUCCUCGGUUUGUUCGGUAAAUAUUGCGAUUUUUCGGCAAUAACUACAGAGCGCCAGUCACCUUUGGAGGUUGUUCAGUGAAACUUUUUUGUCGCGAAAACAAUUGCUACUUUGCAUAAUGAUAGUGACUCGUUCACAGAAGAAACUACCAAACAGAUUACUGUGUACACGGAUUAUUAUCAAAAGUUUCGCAUAAAAAAUGCAUAAUUUGGUUCGAGGAAUGUCUGUUUUCUACUCUACUGAAAUUCAAAUAUAUGAAGCUUAUUGAAAAUUUACUGAAUAAAUCUUUACUUUGCAGAAAAACAAAAAACUCAAAUUGAGUCAAUAUAAUGGUUGAUGCUUGCGUUUAGAAACGUUAUUUCGUUUUCACCACCACUUUUCUUUGGUUCUUUUGGAUUGAUUUUUUUUUCGGGUGAUUCAUGUAAGACGAAACAAAAACUGCUAUAUUUUACGUUUCGGCCCACUGAACUUCAGCCAUCUUCAGAAAAAAAAACAUGUUUUGCCGCGAGUUUCCCUAACGGUCGUCUGUUAAUAUUAAGAGACGACCGUUAGGCAAACACGUGGCAAUACUAGUUUUUUCUGAAGCUAAAGUUCAGUAGGCCGAAACAUAAAAAAACAGCAGUUUAAUGUAGUUUUACAUAAAUCACCGAAAAACAUCAAUCAAAGAAAACCAUGCAUAAACGCUUUUUUGGAAGCCUUAAAUACCAUUCAUAAACUGCUGAUGUGUUUUGAUAAAAAUGUUUAAAGUGAUUGUUUCUAGUUUUUCACUGAAUAAAUCUUGGGCUUAGCCCAAAUUCCAAAUAUUGCCCGGGGGUUACAAACUGUUAAAAUGCCCGGAUUGUGCAAGGUUGUGCAGGAUUGUGCAAAAUUUCGGAUUCGCCCGGCCGAGAUGCGGGAAAAUUUUUUGCAAAUUUAAGAAAAAAACAUUGUUUAUUAAAUGGUACACACAUUUUCCACAAUUUUUUUUUUGUUUUAUUCCAUACGCAACUUAAAAUCAAAAACUACCUAAUGGGCAUGUGGUGUAGCCCAGUUGGCAAGUUGCCUCCUAAGCCGAUGUUUGCGAGUUCGAGCCUAAGAGUGAUCAUCUAUUUAACACAGUUGUACUGGAAAGGUUUUUCAAUAACUAUCCGCCAACGUUGAUAGAAAGUCGCGAAUGCCUUAAGAUGGUAAAACGACUAUAAUCGAAACAAAAAAAAAAUCAUACCUACUUAAAUGUCAUUUAGAAAAUCUAAAUAUUAAUUUUGAUUAAAAAGGAAACUUUUCAGACCCAAGCCUUUUUGAAAUUCAAAAAAGUUUAAAAUAUGGCUGACACACUCUAAUCUACAUCCAGUUUAACAAUCACAUUUUUAACCAAUUUGGUUCGUAUCUUUUUUAUCCAAGCAGAACACCAUUUAUUUGAAAAGUUAUGGGGAAUCGUACAUUUAAACACAAAGAGCUUUUUUAAUGAAGUCGUUGAAUUUUUCCUUAUGUGAGCGUGUGUCACGAAAAGAAUCAGCUGAAAUGCUGAGUUCUUUUAUUUUUCUUUUGGUUCUUAUAAAUUAAGCUUGCCAGAUUGUUCGGUUUUAUCCUGGAUCUUUGGAUAUUCAAUUCAAAAUUUGCUGAAAGUCCGGUCCAGCCCGGUUGCCCAAAUUUCAUCGUAAAAGUCCGGGCCUGAUUUAUUCAGCUUAUUUGCCAAAUCGAACAAAAAAAAAAAAAAAAAACAAAUUGUGUUGUAAUGAUUUUUUAAUUUUUUCGUCCCACGAAUUUUUUUCAGUAAGUUUUAGAAAAAUAAUCAGGAAAAAUUUUAUGGAAGCCAAAAAUACAAUUUAAAAUCUGCUGAUAAGUUUUGAUGAAAUAAACAUUUUUUUCAAUUUUUUUUUCUUCAUUUUUGUUGAGUAAUUCCUGAGUUUUGACCAAAUUUGCUCGGAUAUUGCCCGGAUUUUCGGUCGUGAAAUUUGAAAUCAAAUGCCCGGAUUUUGCCAGGUUUUUAGAUAAAAUAACCCGGAUUUUUUCGGUCCAGAUAUGUGCUGAAAUUUUUUUGGCAACCUUAUUAUAAACAAGCUGAAAAGGAGUCUCUUCAGCCUUAUCAUAAAAUCACACUGAAAGCAAGUUCAUUUGUAACACAAAAGGUACGUAGAAGUUCCGAAUGGUACUUUAUAGAAUUUACGGCCUUCAUAAGAUUAUUUUUCAGUAAAUUCUACAGUGUUGCCGGAAAAGCUUUCUAAAUGUUUUAAGUGAAUCUUUGCGUACUAUGGCCUAAGACCAAGUUAAAAACGAUUAUUACUAUUUUUGAUUUGAUCAGAAAAAAAAAUUAACGCACGAAGUUGGUAUUUGGCUUAUACGGCUCAAAUAACUUCAGAGAUAUCGAUUUUUCAAAUUAUCAAAAAGACACCGUGGUGUUCUCAAGGCUAAACUGUCAACUCUCAAAACUAAGUCUUCUAAAUUCAGUAUUUCGGAUGAAUAUUUCAAAAUUUUCGGUUCUAAAAAUAGUUCUCUUGCUUCAGUAUUCAAAAUCAACGUCUCAAAAAUCAGAAUUAAAAAAUCAAUAUUCAGAGUUUUAUGUUCAGUACUAAAUUAGUUCUUAAAAUCGGAAUUUCCGAAUUCACAACAAAUAACAGUAAAUCUGAGAUGGUAGCUCAGAAUCCUUAAUUCUGAGAUUUUUAGAUUCAGGACUGAAUUUAUUUUCAACGUCUAAAUUUUACAAAUUACAACCAAUAUUUUAAGUCAAAGAAAACAACUCAGAAUCCAAAAUUCUUUUCAAAAUAAUUUUCGUAGAAUUUCCACUGGUUUUCCCAUAAACUCACAAUACUCCACUGGAAUUGGUCCAAUCACCCUUCAUCACACAUCAUCGCCACCCAAGCAGCAGUGAACUUUGGACUUUGAUAGUCACCCGCCCCCCGCCCUACACAUUCCGAUCCGAUUGAUGUGCAACCUAACUAUACGAGAUGGCUCCGAAAUGGGGAAUAUAGUAUAUUGAUAAGAAAUUCCAAGAUGCAUCCGCUUCACGGGAAGCACUCUGCUACGUAGAGCGUAGGCAGACCAUCGUUAGUUUGGGUAGAGAACUUAGGAAAUUCUGUAGCUUGUAAGUUGAAAUCGUAGGGAUACUCGAACUGAAAAUUUGCUGGACAAUUAGCCUUAAUGUGGACAGAGUCGAUCUCUGUCUUUUUUUUAAUGUAACUCAAACUAGGUUAAGUUAGAACAAGUUUUUCUCGUCUGGGACGAUUAAAAAAAAAUAGAUAUUCUGGAAUAUCUUCAAGACACUGAAAAUUUUAUAAAAGCAAUGCAACGCCUGGAAAAAUGUCUAACAAAAUAUUGUAUCUGAAUGUUCAAAGCAAAAAAAAAACACAAAAUUACUCAUACCCUCAAGGAUGUUCCAAUGCAUGCUUUCGAAUAAGUGAAACAAAACUUUUGAACAUUCCUCCCCCUAGAAGCUAGAUGAAAUUCCAAAGAUAGUUUUGAUCCACUAUAUUCCUGUGCUACGCGUGUUCCGAAUAUUUGUAAACAGUGGGUUAUAUUUAUAACACAAGACACGAUCUAUG